AUGUUCUCGCAUGGAUAUUUUACUUGUAUUAUUAUAUUUUUGAACUUAUAUAAAGUGGUAACGGGAGAUCUUAAAAAACUUAGCUGUGAUCUGAAGCAGAAUCAGCCGGAACGAGUCUUGGAGAAGUUCUUCCUGGACGUUGAGAACUAUUUGAUGCAGGACUGCCCCAGCAGACACGUGACCAUCAUUGCUCCGAACAAUCAACUUCUGAGAGCUGCAACACCAAUUUUCAGGGGCAGACCUUAUUUUGUUGGUACCAAUUCUAAGGUUAUAGUUCAGUCGCGUGAAUAUGCAAACGAGAACUGCGUCUUUCUGUUUAGCUAUAAAAUUUAUUACGAUUACUCGAUACUCAGCUAUUUGCCGAGCGAUUACAAUACCAAAAUUCAUAUGGUGUCGACGAUUGAUAUAUCAGAAGACGAAAUGAAGAAUAUUUUCAGUUUGGCGAGUUACGGGCUAAUGGAAAACGUGACAAUUAUAUUCUUGCAAAACAACGACUUGAAAGCUUUCAAAGUAUUUCCUUAUACAAGGAAUUGCAUGAGAGAGAUAAGACUAUCAUACAUUUGGGGUCCCGACAAGGGACUAAAAACGUAUUAUUACGAUGACGAUUCCCCCAGAAAUUUGAAUAAGUGUUCAAUUCCUAUUUCAACGUUGUCUUUGAAGAGCACUAUUACCGUACAUGAGAAUCCGGACGGUACCCUGGAUAUUUUGGGUGGCCCCGAAGGAAAUUUAAUUUUAACAUUCGCCGAGACACUUAACUUCACUGCGGCAGUUAAAUAUCCUGAUAUACAAGAGUGGGAGGGUGAAAUAAAUAACACAGUUAUUGGUCUGCUGGGUGAUAUCGCAAAUAGAAAAUCCGUGAUAGCCAUCGGGCAAAUGUUACCAAAUUUAGGGAAACACGCAUACAGUGACUUUACAUUGAGUUACGAUCAAGGCUGUGUAACUUGGACGACACCGUUGAUAACAGUUUUCAAGGAAGAUGUCCUCUACUCAGAAUUUAAAGUGUAUCUGUGGAUCGCCGUUCUAUUCUCAAUUGCAUUCAGCUUCGUCUUCAUCUACAACAUACCUAGAAUCAAUCCAAAUAACAGGACAAGACAGACCUAUAUUGGUGUCGCAUUAGACGUGAUAUGCUCCACCCUUGGAAUUCCACUUCAUCGUGUACCAGCUGAUCAACCAGGAAAGAUCUACUGCCUAUCUUAUAUUUUUUACGCAAUGGUACUAACAGUAGCGUACAGGACGUCUUUAGCCUCCAUAUUGACCGUGAGGAAUAAUGUCCAGCUUAUACAGAGCGUCGAAGACAUUGUUCGAUUAGGAAUAAUUCCAGGAGGAAGUAACAGUACAUUGUCUAUGUUAGAGUUGCAACUGGAAGAAUAUCCCUACGUAUCGUAUCUGGUAGAUAAUUAUGAACAUAUUGUAGACACUGUGUCCGCGCUUAAAAGGAUUAAAUGUAAAAAGGAUUUUGCCUUCGUGAGAGAUUUUACAGAGACGCAAUACUUUAAACGGAAAUUAAUUUUGUCUGGAGAAGAGGUUUAUUUUCAUACCUUUGCCCAUUGCAUUGUAUCGUAUCAUAAAGUAGUUCUCGUCAGUAAGGGUUCCGUCUUGACUACCGAAUUAAAUUUUAUUAUUGGAAGAUUGCGACAAGCGGGAUUUAUCGAUUUGUGGAACAGAGAAAGUAAUAACGUCGAUGUCCAAAAAGCACAUGAGAUUGAUGUAACAAUACAAGAAAUCAAAUUGACGCAACUGCGAUCAAUCUUUACGCUUUAUUUAUCGGGUAUAACACUGUCCAUGGUUACUUUCAUAUUGGAAUUGAUAUUUUCUUUACUGUCGAAAUAUAAAAAUUAAGAUUACAAGUAAUUUAAUAUCAGGUAUUUCGCGACUCGUAACGUAGUACAAUCGACCGAGCGACAAUUUUAUGUUGAAAAAAUGUCUUUUCGAGUACCUAUAAUGCACUAUUAGAAAAAUUCAUCGAUA
Molecule: messenger RNA, 1968 nt
Organism: Cephus cinctus (wheat stem sawfly)
Lineage: Eukaryota; Metazoa; Arthropoda; Insecta; Hymenoptera; Cephidae
Exons: 3
Coding region: 1-1839 (612 amino acids)
Source: RefSeq, a predicted model, not a curated record